Messenger RNA from Salvia splendens (bonfire salvia), 2533 nucleotides. Its product is annotated as protein ALTERED PHOSPHATE STARVATION RESPONSE 1. The coding region runs from base 280 to 2361 and encodes 693 amino acids. The transcript is spliced from 6 exons. NCBI's taxonomy places the organism in Eukaryota, Viridiplantae, Streptophyta, Magnoliopsida, Lamiales, Lamiaceae. The record is from RefSeq and is a predicted model, not a curated record.
CUCAAAAAGCGCAGCAAAACAAAAUGUUUGCGCUUUGAAAAAGAAGAAGACACACUCGCACACAUUCCAUUUCAGCUGGCCCUCUCUCUCUCUCUCUAACCAGCUCUUCUGCAAAAAGUAAAGUGAAGGUUUUGAGGAAGCAGUGAAAUUAGAGAAAUGAUGAUGAUUAGUGCUGUUGAAAAUUGAAUUAGUGAGAAAUUGAAGUGUGGAGGGUUUAGUGAGGGUUUAGAGGGGGAUUGGUAUGAACUAGGUCAGAUCAAUUGAUUUUGUUGGAAAAGGAUGGGAAUAGCAAAUUCAAAAGGUGAGAGGAGUAGUGCUUUGAAGCUGUGUAGAGAAAGGAAAAAGUUUAUCAAGCAAGCGAUUGAUUCUAGGUAUGCUUUAGCAGCUGCACAUGUAUCGUAUGUUCAAUCUCUUAGAAACCUAGGCAUUUCCCUUAGGAGGUAUGCAGAGGCUGAGGUUUUGGUGGAAACCUCUCUAUCUGCUUCAGCAACCGAGCUCGAUAAAACCCCCUCCCACUCGUUGUUCCCCUCCCCCUCUCCGUCUCACCUUGGUGGUACCUCCGAUUCCAACGGAAGCCCCCUCUCGAAGGCUAGGGUUAGUUAUAUGAGGUCCUCUGGGGCUACUGCGUUUACUGUUAAGUUGAAUACCAGGAAUGCAUUUGUUGAGGAAGGCGAAUUUUCAAUGCCUCCGCCACCUCCUCCGCCUCCGGAUGACUCUGGUUGGGAUUACUUUGACCCAGCUGACAAGAGUUUUAGGUUUCUAGGGGAAGAUAGGAAUGUUGAUGCUGAUGAUGCGGGUAUUUAUGGCGAUUCUGGGAUUCAUGAACACGAGGUGUCCAUGACUCCCAAAUUGGAGAGUCCUACUAAUGGGAAUGGGAGAUUGGCGAAUAGUCAGCAAAGGGUUGAGGGUGAAGUGAAGGAUAUGGCCGUUGGGAAAGAGGCGAGUGGGAAAAUGGCUGGUAAGGCGUCUGCAGGGCAAUCUAACUCGAAGAUGAGCAAGCCUUUGGUGGAAAAUGAUAUAUGUGCUGAAAGGGAGGAUCCUUCUGAGUUUAUAACACACAGGGCAAAAGAUUUUCUCUCUAGCACUAAGGACAUUGAUAGUCGAUUCUUUAGAGCUUCUGAAUCAGGAAGGGAGGUCUCAAGAAUGCUCGAGGCCAACAAAAUUCAUGUUGGGUAUACUGAAGCCAGAGGAGCUUCAUCAGCCUCAGUUUAUUUAAACUCUUUUGGAGCAAGUUGUUGCCAAGGUGGAAGGGCUAAUAUAUCUGAUGAUCAAAUUGUUACCAAGGUGAUAACUUGGAAGAGGACGACAUCAUCAAAAUCUUCUUCUUCCAGGAACCCUCUUGCAAUGAAGGAUGAUGAUGAUAGUGGAAGCGAAUACAUUGACGAGUUCUGCAUGAUUUCUGGAAGUCACUCUUCCACACUUGAUAGACUCUACGCAUGGGAAAGAAAGUUAUAUGAUGAAGUGAAGGCCAGUGAGUCCAUACAGCGAGAAUAUGACCGAAAGUGUGAUCAGCUCCGGCAUCAAUUUGCCAAGGAUCUUAGCCCUCAUGUAAUCGACAAAACUCGGGCCGCUGUGAAAGAUCUCCAUUCAAGAAUUAGAGUGGCACUUCAUGCUGUUGAUUCAAUAUCGAAACGGAUAGAGAAAAUGCGGGACGAAGAGCUGCUCCCACAGCUCCGAGAACUUAUUCAAGGACUGACAACAAUGUGGAAAGCCAUGCUCGAAUGCCAUCAUUCACAGUACAUCACCAUCUCAUUAGCAUACCACACCAAAAGCUCGGCAGUAGCGCCACUAGGCGAAACACAGAGGCAGAUCAUAAACCAGCUCCAAGAAGAGGUUGAGUACUUCGGCCUAAGCUUUGCCGACUGGAUCAACAGCUACACAUCUUACGUGGAAGCUCUCAACAGCUGGCUGCAGAACUGUAUUCUCCAACCACGGGAACGAAAGGGAAGACGGGUCUUCUCCCCGCCACGACGCAGCCUGGCACCAUCCAUCUUCGUCCUCUGUCGGGACUGGUCAGCUGGGAUCAAAUCUCUGCCAUCUGAAGAAGUCAGUGACGCUAUCAAAGCCUUCCUGGCCGACCUGCGACGCACUGUCAGAAACCAGUUGGAAGAGCCGCGCAAGGCAGGGAACACGGGUGAGUCCCAGACUGACGAAGCAGAUGCCAAAGUCGAAGAAGACAAGGACGGGGACAGACCAUCGCACAUAAGCUGUGUGCAGCCGAGUUUGACAAAGGUUCUCGAUAAGCUGACAAAAUUCUCUGAGGCUUCGGUGAAGAUGUGCGAAGAUAUUUGGCAGAAAUGUGAUACAGCUCGAUAUGCGUAUGAGAACUACAGAGAUCCACCAAGAUCUUAUAGCAUUUGACAAAUUUCGACUCAUGGAUGAAGAUAGAUGUAAUCUGUAAAUCACUGUGGUUUUUGGGAGAGAUUUUAUCGAGAAAUUGGCAAUUUUUAAGAGAGAAUGUUCGUAAAGAUCUCGUUUUGAGGGUGAAAUCUUUUAAAGUCUUUAUAUCUUGUUUUGAGUUUUAUGUUCUUUA